This is a messenger RNA of Spinacia oleracea (spinach), 981 nucleotides long. RefSeq lists its product as uncharacterized. The transcript has 2 exons. Bases 1 to 981 code for a protein of 326 amino acids. The record is from RefSeq and is a predicted model, not a curated record. Lineage: Eukaryota; Viridiplantae; Streptophyta; Magnoliopsida; Caryophyllales; Amaranthaceae.
AUGAAAUUCGGUUUAAUUUCUGCUGCUCAAUGUGAUGUCUUAGUGGAUAAGAUGGUUGCUAGGAUUAAAGUCUGGAGUUCAAGGAAUCUUUCCUACACAACAAGAAUGCAGCUCAUUAAUUCUGUGUUGAUGAGUAUUCAUAUGUACUGGGCUCAGGUAUUUAUUUUACCCAAGAAAGUACUGCAGGAAGUUACUAAAGUUUGUAGAGCAUUUCUCUGGAGUGGGCAAGCUUAUAGUCAGAAAAACAGUAACAUUUCUUGGGAAAGUUCAUGUUGUGAUAAGAAGCAAGGUGGACUUGGAUUUAGAGAUGAUGGGGAUUGGUGGGAGUAUAAACCUGUAGCUUCUGCUAGCUGGUAUUGGAAGAAGAUUUGUGCCAUAAAAGAGAGGUUGAAACUAGUCUAUACUCAAACUGAGUUAGCUGCUAUGCCUCAUUAUUCUGUGAAAACAGUUUAUGAGAAAAUCAUUGGUCCAAAACCUGUGAUUCAGUGGGAUAAUAUGGUGUGGAAUAGGCUGAAUAUCCCUAAGCAUAGAUUCAUAUGUUGGUUGGCAGUGCAGGACAGGCUUCAAACCACUGCAAAAUUGGCAAGAUUUGGUGUUAGUAAUACUGCAAGUUGCCUGAUUUGUGGACAAGCUGAUGAAGAUCAUAAGCAUCUAUUCUUUGCUUGUCCCUAUAGCAGCAGAUGCAUUAGUGCUCUCAAAGCUUGGUUAGGGAUUACUUAUUCCACUGGUAAUCUGAAGCAGCUCAUGAGGUGUAUUGCUCAUGGCAGAAUGUCAAAGUUUAGAAGGCAGGUUAGCUUUGCAAUGCUAGCUGCUGCAGUGUAUGCUGUUUGGUCAAGUAGGAAUGGUUGUUUUUGGAAUGCUUCCUUUCCAACUGUUCAGAAUAUGGUAGCUAGAGUUAAGCAAAAUGUUAGAGAUCGAAUUUUGGUUGUUUUACCUAAACAUGUAUCUAGGAGAGAUAGCUUGUGGUUUGCUACUCUGUAA